UUGAAGUCCAUUGAAGAGUCCUGCCAUCUAUAAUCUCAUAAUUCUCCCCAGAUCUUAUUUACUGCUUUGUGGUAGUGGACCAGAUGUCUGGGAUUCAGUACCUGGCUUACUCGUGGGCUUUUGUCAUCACACAGACUGGUUUUGUUUGCAGUGAGAUUCACUUCUUGAAGCAGUAUGAGGGUGAAUCCGUUGUUCUUCCCUGUGAGAUUGAACAGAGGUACCCAGCGCCCCUGGGAGUCUCACUCAAACGAUCCUGGCUGGUUGAAGAAGAAGUGCUGUUCAAGUACACCAAGGAAGACUUUACAGUUAAAAAUUCUGCUGACAAAAGCCGCAUUAGCGUCAGGGGAGACCCGAGCCUUCAUUCUGUGAAUAUCACCAUCUGUCAGCUGAACGCCAGCGACACAGACCGCUACUACUGCGAGUUUGUCGUGGAAAAUCUUUCCUCUGCAGAUGACCGCAUACGUGGAAAGAUGGAAUUCUUCCUCCUUGUUGGUGCUGGAUGCUUUGACCUUGUGCCUACAGGUGCUCAGUUUGGUGGCUCCAGUUACUCCUUUCUGGUGUACGCUUUGUCAUCAGCCGUGGUUUUUCUCCUUCUGCUCUUCACUGGAUUUGUGGUGAUUUCUAAAUGCAAAGGAUCUCAGAGUAUGAAGUCACAUGAAGCCGAUGUCUACGAGGAAAUGGGUAGGGCAACACCUCCCAGUCAAACACAAGCACCUGCCCAUCAGAGGGAAAUAACAGAAGCUUCCCAACAAAGUAAACUUCACCUGGGGAACCCCUAUGAAUUUCAAGAGGUGCUCUCAUCAACAUCAUAAACUAGAGUGUCCAAAAACACUAAACUCCAGUUAGUGUGCAGAAUUCUUAUAUCUUUUAAAUCUCCUGCAUAUUGCUAGACAGCUUGCAUUCUGACAUUUUUUUUUACCUUAUUAUAAAAUAACUUUGGCUGCUUUUGCUGUUAUCAUAGUGAUUAAAUGCUCUGUACAUUACUGAAUUUUAUUCUGCACUCCGUUACAUAUCCCGGUAUACAUAUCCUUUCCAGUUACUUAGCAGUUGUCUCAGAUUGGAGUAGAUAGUGGUAAGUUGAUCCGUUUUAGCAGACAAAGAGCCAAAUAAUCUGUCAAAGGGCUUCGUUCUGGUGUGCGGUGACUCAACUUAGCAGAAAGCCUGAGUUGACAAAGGAAGUAGAUAAUCAGUGUUGCAAUACUCGUUAUCUCUAACUGAGGUUUUUAGGUUUUGUGAAGACAGACAACACAAAGAUAUACUGAACUUAUCUUGUAGUACAUUCAUCCACCUUUUUACACGUUAAACUGAACAUUUGGGUUAUGUAACAGGAAGAAGGAAUGAAGAAUGCAUGGUUACAUUGUAACACUGGUUCUUUGAGUAAGUACACUAGCCAGUAUAGGUGGAAGUAAGCGGCUACAUAUGGAAUCUGAGUCUCUUCACUCAGAGAACCAGCAUUACAAUGUAACCAUGCAAUAAUACAAUGUAACAUUUUGAAGGAAACCAGUAAGAAAAUGUUAAUGGAAAAUAAUCAGACGUGAAUUGAAUCUGGCGGGGUUUCAUCCAAAAUGAACACCACACCUAGCCCUGCACCAGUCCAGCACAGAGGGCUGCAAACAUCACCACGACACAGAAAACUAAGCAGUUUAUCCUAAAGCAAAAUGAACAGCACAAAAUUAUAUUUCAGUUAGCUCUGAAAAACAGAUAGAAAUCUGUAUUUGUUGCAGGGAGAAAUGGGAGAAAUGUUUCAUCACUCAUCCAACUGAUUUCUUCAGUCUCAGUUGACCGCAGGUUUCCCAGCUUUAUAAACCGAGCAGUUGCAUAACAUUCAAAACUAGCAUCAUUGCCUAACAAUAAGCCAUUUUUGCUUUUAUUAAUUUGAAACCGUCAUGACCGUUAGUGUUGUCAUCAAUAUAGUUAAAUAUAAUAAAUAUAGUUCAUGCAAACAGUCAUGGCAAAUUACCUGUUAACAAUGAGAAACUGUUGUGGCUCAAUUUUUGGCAGUUGCGCUGAUUUUGAUUGUUUUGCAACUUCAUCUACACAACUGUACUGUUUAUAGGAUUGAGGACACUUGCGAUGAAAGGAAAUUCUAACACGAAUCAGAAAUUUUACCGUCGUUGGGACAAGGUCGGUGAAUACUCACUUCUCACCAAUUGUGUCAUGUGUUAAUAUGUCAUUUUUUUACAUGCUGCAUCGUACUCUUUUCUAAAUGUGUUUAUUUGCUGUGGUUUACUGUAGCUACCACUGUUUCACUUACUAUCCCAGAUUUGUUUGUGUGAGCAUUG
Molecule: messenger RNA, 2282 nt
Organism: Pundamilia nyererei
Lineage: Eukaryota; Metazoa; Chordata; Actinopteri; Cichliformes; Cichlidae
Exons: 4
Coding region: 84-812 (242 amino acids)
Biological process (GO): adaptive immune response
Cellular component (GO): membrane
Molecular function (GO): signaling receptor activity
Source: RefSeq, a predicted model, not a curated record